Rubroshorea leprosula is the source of this 1784-nucleotide messenger RNA. NCBI's taxonomy places the organism in Eukaryota, Viridiplantae, Streptophyta, Magnoliopsida, Malvales, Dipterocarpaceae. The record is from the annotation of a GenBank genome assembly.
ACGGAGAACAACAGUUUCAACACCAAAACCCCACCGAAAACCCCAUUCUUUUUCCUACUUUUUCCUCUGUUUUCAAUUCCGAUGGAUUUCCAGGUGGUGGUUCUAGCCGGCGGCAUGUCGAAGAAUCUCGUUCCCCUAGUCUCCAAGGAGGUGCCGACGGCACUGCUUCCGGUAGCAAACCGUCCGGUUAUCUCUUACGUUUUGGAGCACUUGGAGCAAAAUAACCUUAAGGAUCUCAUUGUUGUGGUUGAAGGGAAAGAUGCAGCACUUCUUGUUGGUGGCUGGAUAUCUAGUGCUUAUGUUGAUCGUCUUCAUGUUGAGGUUGCUGCUGUCCCAGAGGAUGUGGGAACUGCUGGUGCAAUUAGGGCCAUUGCACACCACCUGACUGCGGAAGACAUUUUGGUUGUAAGUGGUGAUCUCGUUUCUGAUGUUCCUCCUGGUGCAGUGGCUGCAGCUCACAGACGACACGGGGCAGUAGUGACUGCAAUGCUUUGCUCUGCUCCUGUCAGUGGUCCUUUGGAAUCGGGAUCUGUUGGUGGCAAGGAUAAAAUCAAGAGACCUGGACGAUAUGACAUCAUUGGCCUGGACCCAACUAAACAAUUUUUGUUAUACAUAGCAACAGGAGGUGAAAUUGAGAAAGGUACUCGAAUUCAGAAGAGCAUUUUACGUCCAGCUGGCCUGGUGGAAAUUCGAUCUGAUCUGAUGGAUGCUCAUAUGUAUGCAUUCAAGAGGUCUGUUUUGCAAGAUGUUUUAGAUCGAAAGGAUGCAUUUCAAAGCUUAAAACAGGAUGUGCUUCCAUAUCUUGUUCGGAGCCAGCUGCAUUCAGAGGCUUUACCAAAAGGUGCACCACUAGUGGAAGAAAAUGGAAAUGAGAAGGUCAGUACCCAGAACAACCAAGCAAUGGUGUCUCGAAUACUUGCUAAUGCAUCUACCCCAAGCUUUCAUGAAUCCUAUGAAUUGGGUCCUAAUGGUUCUGCUUCUGUUCGGAGAACACAUAAAUGCGGUGCAUAUAUUGCCAGCAAUAGCAAGUACUGUGUGCGGUUAAAUUCCAUACAAGCAUUCAUGGACAUCAAUCGAGAUGUGAUUGGUGAGGCAAAUCAUCUGUCAGGGUAUUCGUUCUCUGCCCAUAAUAACAUCAUACAUCCAUCAGCAGAGCUUGGAUCAAAAACUACUGUUGGACCUCAUUGUAUGCUGGGAGAGGGUUCACAAAUGGGUGAUAAAUGCAGUGUGAAAAGAUCUGUUAUUGGGCGUCACUGCCGGAUAGGUUCCAAUGUAAAGAUUGUCAAUUCAGUUGUAAUGAAUCACGUAACAAUUGCUGAUGGUUGUUCAAUACAAGGCUCCGUGAUUUGCAGCAAUGUACAGCUUCAAGAGCGAGUUUCAUUGAGAGAUUGCCAGGUUGGAGCGGGUUUCGUAGUCACUGCUGGGAGUGAGUACAAGGGAGAAUCAUUGGCUAGAAAAGAGAAAUGAGUGAAAUCACAAGUCGAAGGCUAGGAAAAGAAACUUUGAUGCUAACUGCCUUGUUUAGUUUGCUGUAGUUUGUAGAGCAUACCUAUUGUUAACUGCUGCAGCAACUGAAAUGGGCAAGAAAGAAGCUAAGGAAUCCCAAUAUCAAUGAGUUUGCCCAUCAGCUUCCAUUUUGUCAUUUUAUUUUAUUUUUUGUGAUUGGUUUGCUUGUAUUUGAUGAAUUGGUGACCAUCAGAUAUACUUUAAUAUGAUCACAAAGGGAUAUAUAUACAUUUGGUUUGUUGGCUUAUGUAUUGUUGUAAUAUAUGAAUUUAUAUUUA